AUGUCAAAUGUACCUCAGUCUUUCGCUAACAUCACUGCUGAACUGCAGUACCAGGACUUCCUGAGGAUAAUGAUUGUUUCCACAUUAACUACAUUUCCAUGCUGUGUGUUUCUCUUCAUUAAUGGGACCAUGUUGUUCACACUGAGGAGCAAACUGGUGUUUCGAGAGACCUGCCGUUAUAUUCUUCUAUAUAACCUCCUUUUUGCAGACACUCUACACCUAGCACAGAGUCAACUUCAGUAUCUGUUGUUUGUUUGUAGAAUUAAAUUGUCGUAUCCUUUAUGUGGAUUUCUUGGUUUGCUGGUCAAUCUCACAGGUGGAAUUGCUCCUCUCACACUAGUGAUGAUGUCACUGGAGAGAUAUGUUGCUGUGUGCUAUCCACUGAGGCAUGCUACUAUCGUCACCAUCAAAAAUACAGAGGCAGCUGUGAUUGGGAUUUGGGCCAUCAGUUCACUGAACAAUCUCACUCGACUUUUAUUAUUUUUAGAAAUUUUCAUUCAAAAAGUGGAUAUUCUGCUCAUGAAAGAUGUCUGUUCUAACAUAGCUAUAUUACUUGGUUCAAAGUCUGAUCAAUAUGACACAGCUUUUACUUGUAUUCUGUUUUUAUCAGCUGGUGUGGCAGUCAUUUCCAGUUAUAUUGGUGUUAUAGCAGCAGCCAGGUCAGCCUCCACAGAUAAAACUUUAGCCGGUAAAGCUCGUAACACACUGCUGCUGAAUCUAACCCAGCUGUGCCUCAAUCUCUCCUCUGCCAUGUACUUCCCAUUGAUUAUUGCUCUGUCAAGAACUGUAACAAGAACUGUACUUUUGUGGGUCCAGAGUAUUUUUUAUGUCUGUUUUAUUAUCUUACCCAGAUGCCUAAGUUCUCUCAUCUAUGGGUUAAGAGAUGAGACCAUCAGACCUGUCCUCAUGUUCUAUCUGUUGGGUAGAGCAAAUCCUUCGAUUAAACAGGCCAGAAACUUAGAAUAA
Molecule: messenger RNA, 966 nt
Organism: Pelmatolapia mariae (spotted tilapia)
Lineage: Eukaryota; Metazoa; Chordata; Actinopteri; Cichliformes; Cichlidae
Product: odorant receptor 131-2-like
Exons: 1
Coding region: 1-966 (321 amino acids)
Biological process (GO): G protein-coupled receptor signaling pathway; detection of chemical stimulus involved in sensory perception of smell
Cellular component (GO): membrane
Molecular function (GO): olfactory receptor activity; G protein-coupled receptor activity; odorant binding
Source: RefSeq, a predicted model, not a curated record